GGCGAAGGCGAUAUGGGACUGGAAAGGGGCAAAAGCGUCAUUCAAGGGAGUUUCCUUGAAGCUGAAGUCUGUGGGGACAAGGAGAAGAGAAGAGACCCGUCUCCUCUUCCUCCUCCUCUCUCUCUCUCUCUCUCUCUCUAUGUGCGUGUCCAGUCUAUAUAUAUGUGUGUGUACACGGAUAAAGAGGGAGAAAGUGAAGAGAAAAAGCCAGUGACAAACUGUAACAACUAACGCAAGAGAGAGAUAUGAGAAACGGAGGAGGGCUGUUCAGGUCUUCAAUAUUGUGUGGAGCUGUGGAGCAAGAGAUUGAACAGUUCUCCAGAGACGGAAGCCAUUACAGCCUAUCCACCGGAAUCCUUCCUUCUCUCGGCGCCAGAAGCAGCCGCAGCAUUAAGCUCCACCCAUUCAUCGUCUCCCCUUACGAUCGCCGCUACAGGGGAUGGGAGACUUUUCUCGUGGUUCUGGUGAUCUACACUGCUUGGGUGUCACCGUUCGAAUUCGGAUUCCUGGAAAAGCCAGAGGGGCCGCUCUCCAUCACCGAUAACGUUGUCAAUGGAUUCUUUGCCAUCGACAUUAUUCUAACAUUUUUUGUAGCUUACCUCGAUCGAUCUACCUACCUACUUGUUGAUAAUCGAAAGCAGAUUGCUUGGAAAUAUGCCAGUUCUUGGCUGGCAUUUGAUGUCAUAUCUACAAUUCCCUCUGAGCUUGCCAGGAAGAUUUUUCCUGGGCCUUUCCAAUCAUAUGGCCUAUUCAACAUGCUUCGCCUUUGGCGUCUUCGUAGAGUUAGUUCUCUGUUUGCCAGAUUGGAGAAAGACAGGCACUUCAACUACUUCUGGGUUCGAUGUGCAAAGCUUAUUUGUGUCACCCUAUUUUCGGUUCACUGUGCUGCGUGCUUUUAUUACCUUAUUGCUGCACGCUAUCAUGACCCAAAAAGGACAUGGAUUGGAGUAGCCUUCGGUGACUUCCUUCAGCAGAGCCUGGGGAUGAAGUACGUGACAUCAAUCUACUGGUCUAUCACCACUCUCACAACUGUUGGAUAUGGAGAUUUGCAUCCCGUGAAUACGAGGGAGAUGGUUUUUGUCAUAUGCUACAUGUUCUUCAACCUUGGAAUGACAGCAUAUCUGAUAGGAAAUAUGACUAACUUGGUUGUCCAUGGUACCAGUAAAACUAGAGAAUUUAGAGAUACCAUUCAAGCGGCAUCAAAUUUUGCACAGAGAAACCGUUUGCCUGUUCGCCUGCAAGAUCAGAUGCUUGCUCACUUGUCUUUGAAAUAUAGGACAGAUUCGGAGGGACUGCAACAGAAGGAGACUCUCGAUUCCCUUCCAAAAGCCAUCCGAUCAAGCAUUUCACAUUUUCUUUUCUACUCUCUUGUAGACAAGGUGUACUUGUUUCGUGGGGUGUCCAACGAUUUGCUCUUCCAGCUGGUCUCAGAGAUGAAAGCCGAAUAUUUUCCUCCCAAAGAAGAUGUUAUCUUGCAGAAUGAAGCACCCACAGAUUUCUACGUACUUGUUUCUGGAGCAGUGGAUAUUGUGGUCCUCAAAAACGGAGGUGAACAGAUUGUUGGAGAGGCUAAAACUGGUGGUCUCUGUGGGGAGAUUGGCGUGCUUUGUUAUAGGCCACAACUUUUUACAGUGCGGACCAAACGGCUGAGCCAGUUGCUACGAAUGAACCGUACCACAUUCUUGAAUAUUGUUCAGGCAAAUGUUGGAGAUGGAACCAUAAUCAUGAACAAUCUCCUUCAGCAUUUGAAAGAAAUGAAGGACCCAAUAAUGGAGGGUGUUCUGGUGGAGACAGAGAACAUGCUUGCUCGUGGUAGAAUGGACCUACCUCUCAGCCUAUGUUUUGCUACACUCAGGGGAGAUGAUUUGUUGCUACAUCAGUUGUUGAAACGAGGUCUGGACCCAAAUGAAUCAGACAGCAACGGGAGGACUGCAUUGCACAUAGCAGCAUCUAAAGGAAGUGAGAAUUGUGUGCUUCUCCUACUGGACUAUGGAGCAGAUCCUAAUAGCAGAGACUCAGAAGGGAAUGUGCCACUAUGGGAGGCCAUAUUGGGUGGUCAUGACCCAGUAGUUCAGCUACUGGCAGAUAAUGGCGCCACCAUAAAUUCUGGUGAUGUGGGUCAUUUUGCAUGCACUGCCGUGGAGCAAAACAAUUUGGCGUUGCUGAAGGAAAUUGUUCGUCGGGGAGGGGAUGUAAUGCGCCCAAAGAUCAAUGGGCCCGCUGCUCUUCAUGUUGCGGUUUGUGAAGGGAACAUUGAAAUAGUCAAAUUCCUUUUGGACCAAGGGGCAGAUAUUGACAAGCCAGACAACCAUGGUUGGACCCCUAGGCAGCUAGCUGACCAGCAAGGACACGAAGAGAUAAAAAUCCUCUUCCAGUCCAGCGAAGAGGUCAAAACUCAAACUGCCAUUGCUAUCCCCGAACAGUCGCGUGGAAUUCGGUUCCUCGGGAGAUUUACAAGCGAACCGGCAAUCCGGCCUAUGCCCCGGGAUGGUACAUUAGCAGAAGGUUCAUGGAGGCAAACCCGCCCAAGGCGAAGAACCAAUAACUUCCACAAUUCUUUAUUUGGCAUCAUGUCAGCUGCUCAUGGUGGGAACAGUGACUUGCUUUCAUCUAUAAACCAGACUACAUAUGCUGAGACUGGUACGGAGUAUCCUGCAAGGGUGACAAUUAGUUGCCCUGGAAAGGGAGAUGUUGGAGGAAAGCUAGUGCUACUUCCCAAGAGUUUUGAGGAGCUGCUUGAGAUUGGUGGUAGAAGAUAUGGGUUCUUGCCCACUAAAGUUCUAACCAAGGAUGGAGCUGAAAUUGAUGGGAUAGAGCUGAUUAGGGAUGGAGAUCAUCUUACCUUCGUUGGUGAUGGUGGAGUGAGAGAAUCUAAUUGCCAGCAAAAUGGUGGGAUUUGACAUAUGCGGCUUCACCAUCUCUUUGCCCCCAUUUUUUCUUUCGUUUUUUUUUUUUUUUAAUAAUUGCAUCAAAGGUAAAGUUGUUGGUUUGGCCUCCGUCAGAAAAUCCUGAUGGGUCAUCUAAUGUUAAAGAAAAUUUUGAUAUCUGAAUGCGUUCCUUGAAAAAGGGUGUGGUUGGUGAAGAUACUGACCUUUAGAGAAUGAAAUGAUAGCCUAACAAAGCGCUUAAGUUUGCUAGAAGAGGUAUAUUGAUUAGUUUGUGACCGCACUGGAACUCUCCUUGACCGAUUUAACUAAAUAUUUAACCCUUCAAAUUAA
Diospyros lotus (date-plum) is the source of this 3218-nucleotide messenger RNA. RefSeq names its product potassium channel AKT1-like. Lineage: Eukaryota; Viridiplantae; Streptophyta; Magnoliopsida; Ericales; Ebenaceae. Gene Ontology annotation, molecular function: voltage-gated potassium channel activity; protein binding. Bases 246 to 2900 code for a protein of 884 amino acids. Gene Ontology annotation, biological process: transmembrane transport; potassium ion transport. Gene Ontology annotation, cellular component: membrane. The transcript is spliced from 11 exons. The record is from RefSeq and is a predicted model, not a curated record.